AAAUCAUGGUUAAUUUUUGGAAAGCUAUAACACGCCGAAAAACUGAUGAUGUCCACGAGGAAGAAUCAAAAUUGGCACGUGUCCUGGGUCUACUCGAUUUAACCGCCUUAGGUGUGGGUAGUACCCUUGGUUUGGGUGUAUAUGUACUGGCUGGUUCAGUAGCAUAUAAUAUUGCCGGUCCUGCUGUAACAUUGUCUUUCCUCAUUGCGGCGGUUGCCUCCGCUUUUGCUGGUAUUUGUUAUGCCGAAUUUGCGGCUCGUGUACCAAAGGCCGGCAGUGCCUAUGUUUACAGUUAUGUGACAAUUGGUGAAUUUGUGGCCUUUACAAUUGGUUGGAAUUUAAUUUUGGAAUAUGUUAUUGGUACUGCCUCAGUGGCCAGAGGCCUGAGUGGUUAUUUCGAUUCAUUGAUUGACAAAAACAUGUCAACCGCUUUGACGGAGGCCUUGCCCAUUAAUGUUAGUUUCUUGGGUGAUUAUCCGGAUUUCUUGGGCUUUGGCAUGGUGUUGGUAUUGACAUGUAUAUUGGCUUUUGGUGUAAAGGAAUCAACCUUCCUGAAUAACAUUUUCACCAGUGUUAAUAUUAUUACCAUUUUGAUUGUUUUGGUUGCCGGUGGUUGGAAUGCUGAUCCCAAAAACUGGUCCAUCCCCGAAUCUGAGGUUCCUGAGGGUUUUGGUAAAGGUGGUUUUAUGCCUUAUGGUGUUGCUGGUGUUAUGGCUGGUGCUGCCAAGUGUUUCUUUGGUUUUGUGGGUUUCGAUUGUAUUGCCACCACCGGUGAAGAGGCCAUUAAUCCCAAACGCAACAUCCCAUUGGCCAUUGUCAUAUCGCUGAUUAUUAUUUUCUUGUCGUAUUUUGGUGUGUCCACAGUAUUGACCAUGAUGUUGCCAUAUUAUUUGCAGAACGAAAAUGCUCCCUUCCCCGAUGCCUUUGAGGCCAUUGGCUGGAUCGCUGUUAAAUGGAUUGUAACGAUUGGUGCCAUCUUUGCUUUGUGCACCAGUUUAUUGGGCGCCAUGUUCCCCCUACCCCGUGUCCUUUAUGCCAUGGGUAGUGAUGGUAUUAUUUUCAAGAAAUUGUCGAAGGUUAACAAUUUCACAAAAACACCAUUGUUGGCCACCAUAUUAUCCGGUAUUUUGGCAUCUGUCAUGGCAUUACUCUUCAAUUUGGAUCAAUUAAUCGACAUGAUGUCCAUUGGUACCCUAUUGGCCUAUAGUAUUGUGGCCGUAUGCGUUCUAGUCUUACGUUAUCAAGAUGAUGAUAUGAGCGGUCGUGAAGUUACCCUACGACUACCCACGGUUAUUAAACAAUUUUUCAAUGGCAACUCCUUCCGCGAACCAAAUGUUCUAAGUUCGGCCAUAACCAAAAUUGGUGUCAUUCUAUUCGGUGUGGUGUGCAUUCUAUGGUGCAGUAUGGAUAAAAUUUUUGAAUUUGGUUCCACCGAUUCAAUUAUUGCCUUGAGUGUUUUGGGUGCUGUGUUAAUUGUCAUCUUAAUUAUUAUUGGCUGCCAACCAGUGUCAUCGAUUGAGUUAACAUUCAAAGUGCCAUUGGUACCCCUGAUACCCUGCCUUAGUGUUUUCGCCAAUUUAUAUUUGAUGUUCCAAUUGGAUUUGGGUACAUGGGUGAGAUUUUUGAUUUGGGUAUUUAUCGGUUAUUGCAUCUAUUUUGUGUAUGGCAUUCGCAAUUCGACACAAAUUACACGUAAUAAAAAUCAUGCAGCCGCCGCUUUGGAUAUGCAACGUACCAAUGCGGCAUUCGAGCCCGAUUGGAAGGUGGAGAAUGGUAAAAGCAUAAAAAUGUAA
This is a messenger RNA of Musca vetustissima, 1793 nucleotides long. RefSeq names its product cationic amino acid transporter 3 (gene slif). Gene Ontology annotation, cellular component: plasma membrane. Lineage: Eukaryota; Metazoa; Arthropoda; Insecta; Diptera; Muscidae. The record is from RefSeq and is a predicted model, not a curated record. Bases 6 to 1793 code for a protein of 595 amino acids. Gene Ontology annotation, molecular function: amino acid transmembrane transporter activity. The transcript has 5 exons. Gene Ontology annotation, biological process: amino acid transport; transmembrane transport.